CCCCCUGCUGGCUACUUGCUGUUACGUCCUGUCGCUGUUGAACUAAGCAGAGCUGCUGUCUAACACAAACUGUUCAAGCUAAUUUAUAGAAACCACUCAGUUUUACAUCCGUAUUCUGCAGGUCAGCGGAGCAGGCUUUGUUUUUUUCGCGUUGUGAGAGUCCCUGAGAGUCGCAGCCCUGCAUUCCAAAAAGGAAGACGAGUAUUUCACCAUGAGCUCAGAUGAUGGUGAGCUGGAGAACCAGGCUGAGCUGGAGGAGGAGACGAGGCUCAUCAACCAGGUGUUGGAGCUUCAGCACACCGUAGAAGACCUGUCUGCCCGGGUGGAUGCCAUCAAAGAGGAGAACCUGAAGCUGAAGUCGGAAAACCAGAUUCUGGGUCAGUACAUCGAGAACCUCAUGUUGGUCUCCAGUGUCGUCCAGACCACCGACUCCAAGAGCAAACGAAAGUAAGGAGCGCUUCAGAGAGCUCUGAGCUGAAACCACCCGACUAACCUGAACCCAAAGUGACCAACGAUGGGACUCACAGAUCCUUUAAAAAACAUGUUUCUGUCGGGAACAUGUCUGUAAAUGUGGACAUCUGUUCUUACCCUGAUAUGGCCACUGGGGGCAGUGUUGUUGUGUUUUUACAAACAGAAUGUGUAGGAAAGAUAAGAAUGAUAAACUUAUCCAGGCAGGAACCAAAGACUUCCAUCCAUGUUGAGUCUCUCAGCAGACAUCUCUACAGGUCUUUAAAUUCAGUCACUGCGUGGUGUUUUAUUAAACCUGGAUGUAAACAUGAAUCUUUCCUGGAGCCUGUUGGAGUUAGCUGCAGCUCAUAUCUGUUUUUAGCUUCAUCUAAAGCCCAAACAUCAGGAGGCAGGCUAGUGGUAAUCCCACCGGUUCAACAUGUAACUUUUAGAACCAGAAGCUAGUCAAGAGUAUAGACGGACCCACUUCUUUCCGAUUAACAUCUGUUGGCUGACUAUAGUCUUGUUGAUGGAUUAGGGUUAGGGGAAGGACUAUAGCCCUGUUUCUGGUUCCUCUGACUGCUUCUAAAAUGAUCUCCAGCCAGACACUGAGCCUGAAUGCAUCCUGCAGACCCAGAUGACCUGCAGUGCGUUCACUAGCUACUCUCUGCUGUAGUUUUUGUGACUUAUUGCUGCAGUGGAAACAGAUUUAAGGCUCUUCACAGUAGCGUUUGCUCCACUUUGCCUCAGUUCAUGCGGUGGAAAGCCACCUACUGCUGCAUAAAAAUCUGGGAAUAACGUGAAUGUGAGAGCUCUAGUUGUACUGAUCAGUGCAGUAAAUAUUAAACAGCCUAAACACUGAAGUGAUUGAGGCUCUUUGUCAUUGGUUCCUGUGUAAAACUGUUCACCCAAUUAAAACGCAGUAUGCAGGUCUACAUGCUAAUCACUGAUGCUAAUGAAUAAGCUCAUAGCUGAAAGGAUCAUUUCCUUUUUGGGGUACUUAACGUUCCCAGACAUUACUUCUGCAGUUAGUGAUGCAGAAUGAACACAUUAAGGCUUUUUGGUUCAUUUUCUCUCGUGUAUAAAUCACAAAAUCUGAAUAAUUUAUUCAUUUUUAGCAGAAAAACUCCACGUCACCUCCCUGGUCAGAUGUUUCUACAUUAAAUUUGAUCUCUCCCUGGUUGGUUAUUCCUGGCGGGAACCUGGUGAGGGAUCGUGUCCUUCCUCCAGUACAGGAAAUAGAACAGGGAGGGUCAUUUUUUUUAUUUAAAAAAAAAAAAUUACUAGCUAGUAUUGCUGCCAUUGCUAUAGGUACUGUAGAAUCUAGAUUUUUGAUGCCAGAAAUAGUUUUUAUUGUCAUUACUUCUAACCUCUGAAGAACUCAAACUGCUCAGUCGUUCUUUUAAGCCACUAGUCAAGACUUUUGUGUAUUAAUGUUGAACUGGAAAGUCAAGUUUAGCCUCUCACGAUGACAUACAGACUGACAUGUUGCAUUUUUACAUUGUUUUCAUGUUGUUUAAAAUGACUUCAGUUCAAUAAAAUAAUGAUCCUUUUUGAUGAGA
Acanthochromis polyacanthus (spiny chromis) is the source of this 2009-nucleotide messenger RNA. Its product is annotated as short coiled-coil protein B-like. NCBI's taxonomy places the organism in Eukaryota, Metazoa, Chordata, Actinopteri, Pomacentridae. The record is from RefSeq and is a predicted model, not a curated record. Gene Ontology annotation, cellular component: trans-Golgi network. The coding region runs from base 212 to 451 and encodes 79 amino acids. The transcript has 4 exons.